AUGGAAAAGGAUUCGCUCGGUGGCAGCAAAUAUUUGCUGCUGAUCAUCGACGAAGCCAGUGGAUGCAUGAAGUGCUUUUGUCUGCGAGUGAAGUCCGAGAGUGAAGACUACAUCCGGAAAUAUAUCACCAUGGUACAGACGCAAUUCUGUAAGAAGGUCAAGUUCGUGCGACACGACGGAGCUCGCGAGUUUGCAAACAACUCGCUUCAAGAUUUCUACGAGGAUGAAGGCAUUGAACAGCAGACGACGGUGCCCAUGCUUCACCAUGCCAAGUUGGACAAGUGCUUCUGGGCUGAAUUAGCAAUGACGGUCAUCUACGUCAAGAAUCGCCUACCGUCACCAAAAGUUGUGCAUAAGACCCCGUUUGAGAUCGUGUACAACUCCAAACCAAGUGUCAAGCACAUGCGAGUAUUCGGCUGUCAGACAUUUAUACUGACUCCGAAGGAGAAGCGACUCAAGUGGGAUCCCAAGACUCGCGCUGGCAUAUUCGUGUACUACGAAGAAGUGUCCAAGGCAUAUCGUGUAUUUGACAUUGAGGCGGGGCAGGUGGUUAUCAGCCGCGAUGUCAAAUUCGACGAGUCCACCUUUGGACUUCAACUGCCGAUCACUGAUGAAGAUGUCGAUGACCUGGACUUCGAAUUGCUGGAUCUUGAUGACGAAGAGCUGCGUCAAAUGGAGUAUCAGCAAACUGGCAAGCGCAAGAACCGACUCAAUGAUGAAGAUACAGCAGCUCCACGACCGCGUGCAGUGCGUCAACGACCAGGACUAGAAGAGUCAAGCGCGCCGGAAAACAACUCGUCACGCCAAGAAGAAGACGAAGAAACGAAGGAUUCUGGUGAUUCAACACCUCCUGUGUUUUGGCGUGCGAGUGCAAAUGCCGUUGAAGCAGCAGUGGACUUAUCAGAGCCCUCAACAUUUGAAGCAGCAGUAAGCGGCCCUGACCAAGUGCAAUGGAGAAAAGCAAUUCAUGCAGAGCUCGAGUCAAUGCGACUUCGCGGUGUGUUUCGUGCAGCCAAGCUGCCCAACGGACAACGCGCCAUUGGCACAAAAUGGGUGUUCAAGAUCAAGCGCAAGGCGGAUGGGUCAAUCGAGAAGUACAAGGCACGACUUGUGGCCAAGGGUUUCCGCCAAAAGUAUGGCAUCGACUACACGGAGACGUUUUCGCCUGUGGUCAAGUAUGUGACGCUGCGAAUGGUGAUCGCAAUUUCCAAGCAUUUUGGAUGGCCCAUCGACCAGCUUGAUGUGGUGACAGCUUUCCUGUAUGGCGUCAUGAAGGAACAAGUGUUCUGCGCGAUUCCUGAAGGCGUCGAACUUGACAGUACGUUCGACUGCCUGGAAUGGGUGAAGUCAAUUUACGGCCUCAAGCAAGCGUCGCGAGUGUGGAACGAGACAUUCGACGAGUAUGUGUGCUCCAUCGGAUUUCAAGUAUCGGACUUCGACCCAUGUCUCUACAUCAAGACUUCGGACGGCCAUUGCGUGUUUAUACUGGUCUACGUGGACGACGUCUUGGUGACUGGAAGCUCGCUCGAGCUGAUUGCACAAACCAAGAACGACCUGAAGACGCGGUUCGAGAUGACGGACAGCGGCAAGUGUGCGUUUGUUCUUGGGAUCGAGCUUUUGGACGGUGAAGAUGGCAGUGUGACACUAUGUCAGCGUCGGUAUGUCGAUGAUAUCCUCAAGCGCUUUGGCAUGGAUGAUUGCAAGGCAGUCGCAAGUCCAGUCGACAUGAGCUCUCGACUUGUUUCAAGUGAUGCAACUACCAAGGUCGAUGCUCCUUUUCGCGAAGCUGUUGGUGCGUUGAUGCACCUGACCACUGCAACGCGUCCGGACAUUGCGUUUGCUGUGGGCUAUGUGUCGCGGUUCAUGGAAAAUCCCCAAGAAGAACACUGGGUUGCAGUUAAGCGUAUCUUUCGCUACCUACAAGGCACCAAGACGCAUGGAAUUUGCUACAAGCCAAGUGCAAGGAUCGACUUCCUGAGUUGGGGCAGCAAGAAGCAGCCAAGUGUUUCGUUGUCCACGACUGAAGCUGAAUACAUCGCACUCAGCUUGGCGAUUCAAGAGGGCAAGUGGAUUCAUCGUCUGCUUUGUGAGAUCGUGAUGGCUGCCAAUGAAGAAGGACCGGAACUCAUGAUUCAUGAAGACAAUCAGUCAUGUAUCAAGAUGACGAAGAACCCAGUCAACCACGGCCGUGCCAAGCACAUUGAUAUCAAGUACCAUCACAUCCGUGAUGAGGUCAAGCGCGGUGAAGUGAAACUCAAGUACUGUGAAACUGCGGUGAUGUUAGCGGACAUCAUGACGAAGGGACUUCAUGGACCACGCCACAAGGAGAUGACGACGGAUCUCGGGAUUCGUGAGCAUUCGGAUUGA
Peronospora matthiolae is the source of this 2367-nucleotide messenger RNA. The record is from the annotation of a GenBank genome assembly. Lineage: Eukaryota; Oomycota; Peronosporomycetes; Peronosporales; Peronosporaceae.